AUGGAGUCCUCGUCGUCUUCAAGUUCCAGGCAUUCUUCUCCCACAAGUUCCCCUGAGAUACCGAAGAAAGCUCCACACUCACCAAAAAGUCCCCCUCUAAUGCAAAAAUCACCCCGGAGCCCCCCUGAGAUCCCGAAAAAAGCCUCUCAGUCCAAAGAAACAGCCCCUGAGAUCCCAAAGAAAGCCCCACAGUCUUCCCAAAGCCCUCCUGAGAUCCCAAAGAAAGCCCCAGAGUCCCAAAGUCCCCCUGAGAUCCCAAAGAAAGCCCCAAAGUCUUCCCAAAGCCCCCCUGAGAUCCCAAAGAAAGCCCCACAGUCCCAAAGUCCCCCUGAGAUCCCAAAGAAAGCCCCAAAGUCUUCCCAAAGCCCCCCUGAGAUCCCAAAGAAAGCCCCACAGUCCCAAAGUCCCACUGAGAUCUCAAAGAAAGCCCCACAGUCCCAAAGUCCCACUGAGAUCUCAAAGAAAGCCCCACAGUCCCAAAGUCCCCCUGAGAUCCCAAAGAAAGCCCCACAGUCCCAAAGUCCCACUACUGAGAUCCCAAAGAAAGCCCCACAGUCUUCCCAAAGCCCCCCUGAGAUCCUAAAGAAAGCUCCACAGUCCCAAAGUCCCCCUGAGAUCCCAAAGAAAGCCCCAAAGUCUUCCCAAAGCCCCCCUGAGAUCCAAAAGAAAGCCCCACAGUCCCAAAGUCCUGAAAAACUGAAAGAAGACCCCAUAAGCUCUCCUGAGACCCCAGAGAAGGUCACAAGCUCUCCUUCAGUCCCUCCUUCAGAGUUUAAAGUCUCCGAGUCACUUCCAAGUACUGAAGAGCCGAACACGAGCCACAAGUCCCCUUUAAGCCCUCCUGAGUCCCCAGCAGUUGAGUCGGAAGCAUUUCCCAAGAAGUCCCUUGGCAAUAAGAGCUUCAAGAGUUCUUUGCAAGUCUUCCUUCAACAGAAACAUGGCACGGAGUUACAGAAGACUAUUGAAUACAAGGCCAAAUUGGAGAGAGGGGAAGAAACCGACGAAGAUGGUGAUGCAGAAGAAGAAACAAGCAAGUGA
Molecule: messenger RNA, 1038 nt
Organism: Portunus trituberculatus (swimming crab)
Lineage: Eukaryota; Metazoa; Arthropoda; Malacostraca; Decapoda; Portunidae
Product: vegetative cell wall protein gp1-like
Exons: 2
Coding region: 1-1038 (345 amino acids)
Source: RefSeq, a predicted model, not a curated record